Molecule: messenger RNA, 1160 nt
Organism: Panicum hallii
Lineage: Eukaryota; Viridiplantae; Streptophyta; Magnoliopsida; Poales; Poaceae
Product: phosphatidylinositol-glycan biosynthesis class X protein
Exons: 4
Coding region: 197-1060 (287 amino acids)
Biological process (GO): GPI anchor biosynthetic process
Cellular component (GO): endoplasmic reticulum membrane
Source: RefSeq, a predicted model, not a curated record
GCCCACACGCUCGCCGGCGUUGACCAGGCCGGCCCUCCGCCGCGACGAGAUCCGCGCCACGCCGCGCGUGGGGACGCUCCACCUCCACGGCACCACCACCGCCCGGCACCGGCGAGAGGGCCGCGCCCAACUCCUCCUCUGAUCUCUCUGCCCCCCGAACUCGUCGCUCGCGCCGCCUUCUUCUCCUCCUGUUCCUAUGGCGGUGGCAGGCGGUCCUUGCUUGCUCGCCGUGGCGCUCGCCGCCGCUUGGAUCUCCGCCGCGGCCGCCUCGUCGUCGCCUGAGCCGGCAGGUAGAGGCCAGAAAUCCAUCAAUUGUAUGCCCUGCUCCAGGACGUACAUUGGCGAUGAAUAUCUCUACACCUUCACUGACCAGCUUGCUCCCCACCGUGGCUUAGCUGAAAUGUCUGACUCUGGUGAAUUGUGCAAAGGACUUACUGAUGCUGUUGAAGUGCCUACACUCUCAGAACUGCACCGGCAACUGGUUGGUGAAGGUUCUCACCGUCGUCUAGUCUAUUCUGUGAAAUUUGGUGCCUGUCAAGAUGCCAUGGUUAAUUUCCUUGAUGGCUAUGAUGCCCAUCUGGUGAUAAUUGAGAAGCUCCCGAAUGGGGUGUUUGCUGACCCAUUUGAGCUACAGCAUUUUGUUGAGCACAAAGUUUUCCUUGAUGUUGCUGUUUUCGGAGACACCAACCUUGAACUACCCUCAGCUCUGUCCAACCGGUCAACUGUUGAGAUUCAUUUUGAUCUCAGGCCAAGCACUUUAACAAACUGUAACAUUGUAAUAGACCUGCCUCUCCAUGCUAGAUACCCGCCUCUUGAUGCCAGCGAGCAUGCAACAGUCGAGUUUGGUAGCCCAGAUUUGCUCCUACGCUACAGAAAAAAAGAAAUCCGUUCCGAGUCCUGUUUGUGGGCGCUUAAGAAUCUCGAAGCCGCACCUGUGGAGAAAGCUGCGUGGCGGGUACCCUGUGGAGAUGAAGCCCACAUAGGAUUUGUAUCUAGCAUUACCUUUCUCUCUGCUCUUGUCUGUUCCAUGUCCAUUGUCCUAGCCGCUCUAGUUUUUUGAUGUCUUGGGCUCCAGGCAAAACUGGAAUGAAGUAAAGAAUGAUGUUGGGAACCUUAUAUUCUUGUUGAUCAAGCGAUCCGCAGAGCAAAACAUGCCACAA